Messenger RNA from Oncorhynchus nerka (sockeye salmon), 1440 nucleotides. RefSeq names its product neurexin-2-like. Bases 709 to 1440 code for a protein of 243 amino acids. Lineage: Eukaryota; Metazoa; Chordata; Actinopteri; Salmoniformes; Salmonidae. The transcript has a single exon. The record is from RefSeq and is a predicted model, not a curated record.
CUGUGGGGACAAUGAGGGGACCCAGGCCAGCCUAAGCUGUGGUGGACCAACCAGAGGCUUCAGGAGAGGAAGGGGUUAAUGCCAUUGGAGUCAUGAACAUACCCUGCUGUCCAUGUAACACCAGACAGCUCUGACACACUCCUCCUCAGUGCUCUCUCUACCUCCCCUUUUCCCCCCUUCCCCCAAAACAGAAUCUCUGAACACGUACAGACUGACAGUAUCUCUUGCCACAAAAUUGACUUAGUUUUCCUAAAAAGCUAUAUCUGGAUUCCAAGGACUGGGAUUUCUAUUUGGAAUAAGGAGUUUAGUUGAGGGACGGAACGUUGUGUGUAAAAUUAUUGGAAUUCGCCCUGCCAGUCCACCGUUCUCGUUUUUCCCUGUGAGUCCCAGAGGCACCAACCAAUGGAGAGACGGAGAAGAGAGACCGGAUAAAACAGCAGAGAAAUAGAGCAAAUCCAGAGAGAACUGCUGAAUCGGCAGGGUAGGAAUCUGGAAUUGGGUCCUGUGAGGGUUUUGCUUCUCCCACACUUUUCCCAGCCUAGAGAACUCUCCUUAGCGAGUACCAGACAUAACAACCAUUAUUUACACUUAAAAAACAAACAAAAAACGACAACGACAGCUGCAACUACACUAGGCCGAGCUACGUCCCUGUGUGGAGGAUUUGAACCAAUAGGAAGACGAUCGGGAUUUAGGAUUGGGAUCACAACCAUGACGAGGGGGUUGAGGUUUCCCGCGUGGCCCCUGGCGUUCCUCAGUCUGCUGGUGACGACCCGGGCGCUGGAGUUCGGCGGGGCCCCCGGCCAGUGGGCCCGCUACGGGCGUUGGGAGGCAGGCUCGGUGGGCGAGCUGAGCUUCAGUCUGAAGACCAAUAUCAGCAAGGCCCUGGUGCUCUACCUGGACGACGGCGGCAACUGCGACUUCAUGGAGCUGCUGAUCGCCGGCGGGCGCCUCCAGCUGCGCUUCGCCAUCCACUGCGCUGAACCCGCCACCUUACACAUGGAAACCCGGGUCAACGACGACCGCUGGCACAUGGUGCUCCUCACACGCAACUUCCGCGAGACCCUGCUCAUGGUGGACGGCGAGACCAAAGUGGCGGAGGUCAAGUCCAAGCGGAAGGAGAUGGCGGUGGUCAGUGACCUGUUUGUGGGCGGCAUCCCGCCCGACGUGCGCCUCUCAGCCCUUACGUCCAGCACGGUGAAGUACGAGCCCCCAUUCCUGGGCCUGAUCUCCAACCUGAAGGUGGGUGAGAUGCCCCCUACCCUGCUCAACAGCCAGGGCAUCCAGAGUGACCUGGAGUAUCUGUGCACCAAGCAGAACCCCUGCUUCAACGGAGGCUUCUGCUCCAUCCAGUAUGGCGAGGUGCACUGUGACUGCACACACACCCGCUACAAGGGAAAGUACUGCAAGGAAGGUGAGACCAUGACCUGGCUGACUAGCUAA